GCCACUGCGGUGUUAUUUUACAGAAAACAGAGAGAGCCAGUUUAAACUCGCCGUCUACACAGCACCUCUCAACUCUUUAUUUUCCUAUCCUGCUGCUGCUGUGUGGAAACCAUCCGGAAGAGAUCGCAUUACUUGAACAGCAGAUCUGGACCUGAUAAGUAAACUGAAGUGAGGCAUCAGAGGUCCAGGAGGGGUCACAGGGCAGUCUACUGAUGUCAGGCCAAAUCAGGUCUGCCAGUUAUACGGACUGCCGGGUCACAGAGGAAUGCCAUGUUCCUGCUGACGUGGAGCUGAUGGAGAUUGGUCCCCUGCUGGAAGAGAGUGGCCCUGUAGGAGCCAAAGGACUCCAGGCAGAGGGAGCCAACGGUCCUGUAGAUGAUGAAGAGGAGGAGGAGGAUGUUGGAGAUGUUCUGACAUUACCACUGCAGGCGCACCAUGCCAUGGAGAAGAUGGAGGAGUUUGUGCAUAAGGUGUGGGAAGGUCGCUGGAGGGUCAUUCCCUUUCACGUCCUACCGGAGUGGUUAAAAGACAAUGACUACCUCCUGCAUGGUCAUCGGCCUCCAAUGCCUUCCUUCCGUGCCUGCUUUGGGAGCAUUUUCAGGAUUCACACAGAGACCGGGAAUAUCUGGACUCAUUUGUUGGGUUUAAUCUUAUUCUUGUGCCUGGGCACACUUACAUUGCUGAGACCCAACAUGUACUUCAUGGCCCCCUUGCAGGAGAAGGUUGUGUUUGGCAUGUUUUUCUUGGGUGCUGUACUGUGCCUCAGCUUCUCCUGGCUUUUUCACACCGUCUACUGCCAUUCUGAGAAAGUGUCUCGCACGUUCUCCAAACUAGACUACUCUGGCAUUGCUCUGCUGAUCAUGGGCUCUUUUGUGCCCUGGCUUUACUACUCGUUUUACUGUUCGCCUCAGCCGCGUCUCAUCUACCUCACAGUCGUCUGUGUUCUGGGCAUUGCAGCCAUAGUCGUCGCCCAGUGGGACCGCUUUUCCACUCCCCGCCACAGACCCACCAGAGCAGGAGUUUUCAUGGGUCUUGGAUUGAGCGGGAUUGUCCCCACCAUGCACUUCACCAUCGAGGAGGGUUUCGUCAAGGCCACUACAGUUGGACAGAUGGGCUGGUUCUAUUUAAUGGGUGCAAUGUACAUCACAGGUGCCGGGCUAUAUGCUGCACGAAUCCCUGAGCGCUAUUUCCCGGGCAAGUGUGAUAUUUGGUUUCAUUCGCACCAAAUAUUUCAUGUUCUGGUGGUGGCAGCAGCCUUUAUUCAUUUCUAUGGCGUCUCCAACCUGCAGGAGUUUCGCUAUGGCCUGGAGGGAGGCUGCACAGAUGAUUCUCUUCUCUGAAAGCUGUAACCUACAUACUUCAAACCCAUUCCUUAUGAUUUAUCAUUUCAUUUACUAGAUGAUUGUUGUUGUUUUAGUUUUUAUUUUAUGUUUAUCUGAUUUAUUUGGCUUUUAUUCCUCAUUUCUUACUGUUACGGUUUAUAAGCAAUGCAUAGAUGUGAGGUUUAUCAUCAUUUGUCUAAUGACAAAGCAAUUCAGGAUCUCUUCAGGAUGAGUACUUUAUUUGAUAAAAGUGUAUGUGUGUGUGUGAGAUUAAAGGGCACCGUAGGCUGAAUAAGUAAUUUAUGGCUGGAUUGUGACCCUUGUCAUUUAAUCUUAAUUUGAGCACAAUCUUUUGGGUUUAACAUGUUACUUUUGAAGUGAAAAGCACUUUUCUAAAAGUUGUAGAGAAGCUCCCCUAUAACGCAACGCAUCAAGGUUUUUGAACCAAAAGAUCAUUCUUGACACCAUUUGAUGCACACCCCAAGUGUUGCCCUGAACUUCACUGAUGGACAUUGUUUCUGUCAUUAGUUUCAUAUAGACUGUAAAACGCACAAAGAGCAACUGGGUUUAAGGGGUUUAGGUAAAGUCUACAUAUUUAGAACAUGAACAAUUUCUUUAUGUAACCUUCUAGGUCAAACAAAAAAGUAAACAGGUCAACUGUUGCACCUUACAGCACAGAUAUUGAAUACCAAUGUUAUAAAGCUACUGCAUAGAUACCUCUGUGCAGUCUGUAGAGUUGAAACUUUCCUGUAAAGUAUGAAAUUAUUCCUGUGCCUUAGGCCACUGGAAAUAGAUUUAAAUAGAUGGGCCAAAACUACAGUGUAGUAAAUUUCAUCAGUCACAAAUAAAACUAGUAAUAUUACUUCGCAAGCAAUUCAAUCAAAUUAUAUAGAAAGAUUGACCUUUCUUUAUUAUCCUUCUCAGACUGCAGUUUGUAUAAAGUAGUGUUCGAUUCUUUUUAAAGAUAUAAGCUUAUUGUGUGGCUCUACCACAAUGACUAAACUAUCCAUAUAUUCAUGUGUUAUGUGUAGAGUUGUUAAAUCAUUUACAUUUAACUGAAAUGUGAAAUGUUUAAUAAAUAUUUAUGGAUCUUA
Molecule: messenger RNA, 2416 nt
Organism: Paramisgurnus dabryanus
Lineage: Eukaryota; Metazoa; Chordata; Actinopteri; Cypriniformes; Cobitidae
Gene: adipor1a
Product: adiponectin receptor 1a
Biological process (GO): adiponectin-activated signaling pathway
Cellular component (GO): plasma membrane
Molecular function (GO): signaling receptor activity
Source: RefSeq, a predicted model, not a curated record